CGAAACAAUCCGCGGCGGUACGCCGCAGCUUCUUUUUUGAGGUCUCCAUCACCACAGUAUUUAACAGUGUAUAUCAGCAACUUUUACACAACAUAAUCCGAAUAUGGAGGAAGUUGACAAGAAACCAGAGGACGCGUCUGAACCCGCCGUGUUGUCAGAAAAUCGGGGGACUAAGAGCGGAACGGUGAACACGCUAAGGGUCGAGACGCAAGAGGCGGACGAGGACCCCAGUGCGGAGCUCAAAGAGGAGGCCGAUGAGGAGGCCUGGGAGAGCCUGCCUCAGGAGGAGGAAGAGGAGGAGGAGGAGGAUGUGGAGGGAAGUGAACAGCAGAUCACUCCUCAGAGGAUAACCAAGCUGCGGAGCGAUUUGACAACGUUAGUGACCAACAUCCAAACUGCUGCCGAUGCCAGAGAGUCUAUGCGAAGGACGGAGCUGGAGGAAGCUCGCAGAAUUAGAUUAGAGCGGCUGGAAAAUUAUGCGAAGUCCAGCCAGGAGAAAUUUGAGGAGAUCACCAGACGGUGGUCGACGGCUAAGGACAAGGUGAUCCCUCAGGAGCUGCAGGAAGCUCUGAAGAGCCAGCAGCAGUUGUGUGCUCUUCUAUUAGAAGACAAGAAAAAAGUCAUAAAUGACCUGCAACAGGAGCUGAAGGUUGGAGAUGAUCGCUAUGUUAAGGACUUGAGGAAACAGGCGGAGGAGCUGGACCUGAUGAUGGAGAGGAUGGAGGACCAGAUCAAAAACCUGACGAAAGCCUACAGGGAGGAGCUGGCCCAGACUGAGAGAGUUUAUCAGCAGGAAAGUGAAAUCUUGUUAACAAGAGACAAGACUGAAUGGGAACAACUCAUGAAGGAACUCUGGGACAAAGAGCUAGAGAGGCUGGCACAGAGGAAGAAGAAUGUGGUGGAGUAUGAAGGGAUAAUUCACAGUCUGAUGUUGGAGACUAUGGACAAGCAGAGCAUUCCCCAGCUAGAGCAGAAUGCAAAGAUUCAGGUUUUGGAGAGAGAGCAUCAACAAAUACAGGCCACCGGCGUGAUUGUGAAGCUAAAAAGAAUAAGGCAAGAGAAUGAGGUACAAGGACACAACUUCCGCCGGGCCCAUAUGAGGAGCAAGUUUGUCAGUCUGCAGGCGGAGAGGAAGAACCUGCAGACCAAGAUUGCUAGUCAGGAGAAACAGAUUAGUAAGAGGGGGCGGUAUUUGUUCAAAGACUACAAACGCAACAUCCAGCAAUACCAAUGUAUACAGAAGAAAAUCAAGCUCUUUGCAGUUGCUGAUGCCAGGAAAUUUGGGGAGAUGUGGCUAACGAUUGAAGCGGAGGUGAAGCAACUGGUUGAGAGGGCUUUAGUAAUUGACUCGCUGAUCUGGAGGCAGCACCUUGGUUUAGCCUGGGAGCGACCUCCGAUGGCCUUCAGGGAGCUCUGUGGUCCCAUCCAGCCUCAGACGCAGGCCCACGGGCCCGCCCGCCAGGCCGUCUCCCAGCCGUUCCACACUGGACAGGCUUCGCAGUGCAGCCGGGGGGCGACGGACACGGCGGACGGGCCUAGGCCGGAGGCUGGCGCUGAGAGCACAGGCAUGGCGAUGUGCAAGGAAGAGACCGCGGUGCGGGGUGAGAGCGAUGCGGAGGUGGAGGAAGGGAAGCUGUCGAUGGAGACACUGAAGAAAGUGAUGGAGCUGCUGUGUGAUGAAGCAGGCUUCCUAAUGGAGGAUAAACUCCUGAAGCUGCUGGCUCCCCUGGAGAAGGAAGAACAGACUGUUGUGAAGCUGGGCUCUCUCCUUUGUGCCUUUGGUGUUGAGGAGGAGGAUGUGCCCAAGUUGGCUCUUUUCUUAUUAAAGUACAAACAUCAGCAGAGAGAGCAGACGGAGGAUGUUUGUGGUGAGCCGGGUGAAUCCAGUGACCAGGCAGAGGCAGUGGAAACCAGCUCCACGUCUAAUCUGACCUCUGACCUCAUCCAUCCGAACCAUGUCCUGCCUGCUCUCAAAAGUUUCCUCAAGCAGCACGCAAGGUCCAGGGAGAGCUCAGGUCGCCAACAGACCGGUUUUCUACAAGUAGAGGCCCGGGACAGUUCAGAGGACGAAGCCUACUGGGAAAGUAUGGCGAACAUCAUCUCUGAGGACAGAGUCAAACUCUGGGAAGCAGCAGAGAGCACACUAAAGCAAUACCAUUCCGUCCUCACAGAGAUCUCUGAGCUCGUCCCUGAGACUGACAGUCUGAGGCAGCAGAACACAGAGCUGCGGAUGCUGCUGCAACAAUCUCUCAACUCCUGAGCAACUUCUCCAAGGUGAAGAUUUUCUGCUUUUCACUGUCAAGUUUGAUAGUCUGAGGACAUUAAAUGUCACUGGGUUUUGGACUGUUGGCUGGACAAAACAAACAAUUACAAGACAUCACCUUGGUCUCCGAGAACAGACAAUAAUCAAAAAUGAUCAGAUUAAUCUAUAAUUAAAAAAAACAUAAUUGUUGAUUAAAGCCUUAGUGUGUACAGUAUAAAAUCUAACAGAACAGAAAUGAAUGUGCCUCUUCUUAAAAAACAUCCAUCUGACAUGUUUUAUACAUGCCCACAAUCAAAGUGGAAUCAGA
Messenger RNA from Xiphias gladius (swordfish), 2570 nucleotides. It is a transcript of the gene drc1, whose product is annotated as dynein regulatory complex subunit 1 homolog (Chlamydomonas). Lineage: Eukaryota; Metazoa; Chordata; Actinopteri; Istiophoriformes; Xiphiidae. Bases 104 to 2260 code for a protein of 718 amino acids. The transcript has 16 exons. Gene Ontology annotation, biological process: axonemal dynein complex assembly; regulation of cilium movement; cilium-dependent cell motility. Gene Ontology annotation, cellular component: axoneme; axonemal dynein complex. The record is from RefSeq and is a predicted model, not a curated record.